UCUGGCUCCUUCAUCCUAGCGACCUGGUGGUGCAAUACGACCAAUGAAGGCUAAUGCUCGUCCCCGACCAGCGCUUCUCUUCCAUUUCUUUCUGGCAACUUGUUGGAAAGGGCCGUCUGGACUGUUUCGCCCAUUGCUGGACUUUUUGGAUCCUCUUCCAAACGUACUCUGUCUCGAGCCCACAACUUUUUCUCUCUCACUUCAGCUACACCUCGAUUCAAAGCACAGCAUUCAAGCGGAAGGGUAAAGAGAGAGAAAAAAGUUGAAUCCGGCCUGGACCUCGACAGCCCUGUUGAUCAUCAGUCGACUAACCCCAAGGCAUCCUGACCGUUCAAACACCACCACCACCACUACACUCACCACAUGCUGUCGGCUGGUCCAGCUCGGAGCUACUAGGUACACCCGCCCACAGACACACCCCUGCCGAAUUGCUGCUCCUCCCCAAAAUAAUAUUAUUUCUCGCCCGGAGGCUUGUCUUUGCGACUCACUUUCUACCUGUCCAUCUGCCUACCACCGUCGAACAACAACACACGAUACCGCCGCGUCUACGAAUCACUUCACUUUCACAAUACUCUAGCCAGGGACAAAGUGUUCGACACUCGUUGUCGAACCUGUUUAGCAUCGGUAGUUGGCAAUGGCCUCUUCAAAGGUAUGCCCGGAAUCGGGAUUCCAACCCAUGCCCUGCCCUGCUUAGCUCGCUCCCAACACGCAUCUCAACCCAGUCUUGCUGAUCACUUCGUCCUCGUUCAGGAAAUGCAGCAGACCACAAGGCCAUUGAACCAACACCGUCCCUCUCUAUCAACUGCUUCCUCUUCCGGCCUUACCACGCGACAAUCCCACUCUCGCACCAACUCCCAUUCCAUCCUCAGCGGCGCUCUCAAUGCCAACCACCGUGUGACUCGCCGCAAGUCCAUGACAAACACCGCCGCGAACGCGGCGGCCAUGGCAGCGGCAAUCAAGGAAGUGAGCGGCGACAAAGUCACGCCCAUUGCCGUCAGCUCUCGUAGGAACACUGCCUCGAAGAGUGCUGCAGCCCGCGCCGCCAUCAUCGGGAGUCUUCCCUCGCCUCCAGCGAGUCUGCCGACGCACAAAUUUCACUUGGACGGAAAGACAGAGAUCCACGAGAGCGCCAUUGAGGAUGACCCAGUUAACGGGUCAGCCGACGAAGGCGAUGAUAAUGCUCAAAAGGCUCGUAUUCGGCGCGCCAGCGAUGGUCAGCCUCUCGUAAAGGAGGGCAGGAAGUUCAACCGCAUCGAGCUCAAGUGCGAGACGUGCGGAAAGGGAUACAAGCACAGCAGUUGCCUGACCAAGCAUUUGUGGGAACACACUCCCGAAUGGUCCCUGACAUCCAAGCUGCUUAUUUCUAAGCAUCAGCAAGUCCAGCUCCUUGAGGCUGCCUCUGUCUUGUUGACCAUGAACCACAAGGAGGAGGGUGGUGAUGCGGCGACGCCCCCGGAUUCCGCCAAGGAUUUCCCUAGUGACCAAGAAGAGUCGACUUCUCCCGCUGCUUCUGGAUAUUCAGACGAGCGACACAGCUCUGCCGACACCACCCCGCCUCCUCAAUUGGAGGGAUUUUCGUCGUCGGAUCGUUCGUUCGCGAAGCGGUACGGGUCCGGAAGCGGAUUCGGUCGUUCAUACCAGUCUGCGCCGUCCAUCAACCCUCUCGUGACAGGCAGCAUGCCCCGUGGAACAGGAUUUUCUUCACACUUCCGUCAAACCAGCCAGGAUCAACGACCGCCGUCGUCAGGGAGAAAUGCCACCGGACAAGAAGAUCAGGAUUUGGCAGCCGCUGUGGAACUUCUUAGUUGCAGCUUCAACAGCAACAACGGAAGAACAGUGCAGCUUCCAGCAGACGCUCCUCCUGUGCCCCCGCUACCGGCGCAAUAUCUCGACCAGGCGGCAUCCUUCUCGAGUGCUGGGUUCAGCGCAGGUUUCAGCGCUGGAUUCCUCAACAGCUUCCCUAGCAGGCAGCCAGAGAGCUUCACACGAGGCGAGGUCCGCGGCUCCGAUGUCAAGAUGGAAGACAGCGAUAGCGUGAUGGACGACGAUGACUUUGACCGCCGAUCUCGAUCCCGAAGCGACGAAGAUGACGACGGCGUCUUCGGACGUAUGGAGGAAUAGCGAAACUCCGUUCCACGAUUGAUGCCGACGAUAUCUGAGGAGAUGAGUACAUAACGAAGAGGGAAAAUGAGGGGAGGAUGUGUUUCUUUUGUACCACCAUAUACUAAACCCUGUAAAUGAGGUGGUUCUGUCUCCGCCGCCGAUCUCUCAGCACCAAGGAGUGGAGGGCCCGGUCUUGCAUCAUGAUCUGGCCCAGCAAGGCAGGUCGAUAGGAUGGGAUCGAGAUUGCAACUCCACGAGGUUAAAGUGAGAGACGGAGAGGGCGUCGAGCGAAUGCCCAAAGCUGUCACGCUGAUGGUUCUGACGAGACAAACGAGUGCGAUGCCCCAAGAUUGGCCGCGACGCUCAGUGUUCGGUAUGGAACCAGCAUAACGAAAUGAAAUGAAAAAGAUUAAAAAGUUCAAGAAAAAGAUCCUGGUUGAUUUUCGCCGGUGGUGACCUGUGUGACCUCUUGUCUGGAUGAAUAAGAGAACUCUUGAUCGCGACGAGGCACUCGGGCUUGGAGCGUGGCUAAUGUUUACCAACGAUGAUGGCUGAAGUGACGAGGCAAGCUGGAUGGUGGUUGGUGUGUUGGAACGCCAGCAGCAACCUUAAACCAGGCACACCCGGAGCUUCGCUCCCGAAAGGCGAAGAUUUGCAUGUGAGCUCAUCAAGCUUUGAAGAUCACACAGACAAGACAGACACCAAGCAAAGCAGACGGGGAGGCAAAGAUAAGGUAAGGCCAAUUUUUGACAAGAGUACAGAUGGCAUCCUCCUUCCCAAGGCUUGGAAAGCUUUGGGGGUCGGAGGUUCGCAUGUAUUAAAUAUUUCUAGAGCGGAAGGGGAUGAUGGAGAAACUUUAUUCGAAAAGAAGAAAAUGAAAACAAAGAGAGGGAAAGAAGAGGGAAAAACCGAUGGAGGAAAAAAGUCUGCAAUUACGGAUCAUGGACGGAGCCAGUAGAAAAUAUCUAUCCUUGGGAGCCCGCUCACAGUGGAGUUUUCCCGCUUCGCUGGGCGGGCUGCUGAGGCACGGCGGCGGUUGUUUGGUGGCCGGCGG
This is a messenger RNA of Colletotrichum scovillei, 3157 nucleotides long. Its product is annotated as tat pathway signal sequence. The record is from RefSeq and is a predicted model, not a curated record. The coding region runs from base 652 to 2121 and encodes 489 amino acids. NCBI's taxonomy places the organism in Eukaryota, Fungi, Ascomycota, Sordariomycetes, Glomerellales, Glomerellaceae. The transcript has 2 exons.